UGGCCAAACGAAUCGCAAACCCCAUUCAGGUGACCGUCCCAUGCCACCAAUCACUUCAUAUCCGGGUACGCGCCAAGUUGCCAACGCAUCAGUCGGCAUCGGGACCUUAAAUGCCGUCCAUGACUUUAUUUUUACGGUGACAUACGAUGAUUCCCCCCCAAUCCUUCUUUGCGCUCAUAACACUACAACUACCUGACCUGCGCAUAUCUGACAACACGCAUCUUUUCCUCAGUGCCACGUCUCGGGCCAAGACGUGGCACCAAUAUAAUGAAAUAUGCUGGCCAAGCCCCAUUCAGGUGACCAUCCCAUGCCACCAUCACUUGAUAUCCGGAUACGCGCCAAGUUGCCAGCGCAUCAGUCGGCAUUGGGACCUUAAAUGCUGUCCAUGACUUUAUUUUUACUGUGACAUACGAUGAUCCCCCCCCAAUCCUUCUUUGCGCUCAUAACACUACAACUACCUGACCUGCGCAUAUCUGAUAACACGCAUCUUUUCCUCAGUGCUGCAGCUUGUCUCAGUGUCAUAGGAGUGAUUGCUCGGGUUUGCCGUCCUAAAUCGGAGAGGGACCUUCCUCUCCCACCUUCCCCUCCCACUUGGAGACUUGGGGGGCACUUGGUGCCACCUCGCAGAUCAGAUCUCACUAUAGCAAAAUGGAUUGACGAGUACGGUCCUGUUAUCACCAUUCGAUCAAAAUUCCAGAAGAUAGUUUUUAUCGGCCGUUACAAAGCCGCCGUGGAAAUCAUGGAGAAUCAGGGAAAAUUUCUAGCUGACCGUCCUCGCAUGCCUUCUGUCGCAAUAGCUAGCGGCGGAAUGGGCCUCACAUUUGCUCCCUUUGGGGAGAUGUUCCGUCGGAUGCGUAGAGCGCUUCAUUCGCAUCUCCAACCUAAAGCAGCUGAGGCCUAUCAGCCCCUGCAAAUGUCAAACGUGAAGAACAUGGUUCUUGCCAUUCUCAAUGAUCCAGACAACAUUCAGAACCAUGUGCUAAGUUUUUCUGCGACGACAAUCACGAAAAUUGCAUAUGGGAAGAAUACGCCCACGGCUGCGACUGAUCCCACCGUCCUUGAAGUUCAAAGACUCACUGUAAUGACUAGGGAAAUUCUGCGCCCUGGUUCUUACCUGGUAGAUGCGAUCCCGUGGCUCAGAUACCUUCCUUGGUAUGGCCGGGACUUAAAGCUGAUGUUUAAGAGGAUCAAGAAACUCCACACUGGUCAGCUGAACCGCGUGAAAGAGCAAAUGCAUGACAACAAUGAGGACAUUGGCCCCUCGUUUUCGAAAUAUAUGCUAGAAAAUAGCCAUCUCUAUGGUAUGACAGAGACUGAGAUGGCCUACCUUUCUGGUGUCUUUUUUGGAGCUGGAACGCAAACGACUAGUUUGGCAAUAUGCACAGUGCUCAUGGCAGCCGCAUGUUUCCCCGAGGAGCAAGCUAAAGUUCACGCCGAGCUCGAUGCGGUCAUCGGAAGGCACCGAGUGCCGACCUUUGCCGACCAAAAAUCUCUUCCUCUCCUACAAGCAUUCAUCACUGAGGCUUUGAGAUGGAGACCCUCGGCUACCGGUGCAUUGCCUCACCGAACAACCAAAGACGAAAAUUAUCGUAUUCCAGCUGGGACCACAGUGUUCGGUAACCUUUGGUCUAUCUCUCAAGAUCCAGACGUAUACCCGGAGCCUGAGGCGUUCAAGCCUCAGCGUUGGAUCGGCGACCAAGGUAAACCGAGAGACGAUAUAAAAUUCUUUGUCUUCGGGUUUGGUCGGCGCGUAUGCCCCGGUCAACAUGUAGCGGAGAGAUCGGUAUUCAUGAGCGCCCUCCUUAUUCUUUGGGCCUUCCGACUCACUCUGGAUCCUACGAAACCAUUAGAUAACAUGGGGUACAUGAUUGGGACGAUGCCAGAUGUCCGGCCGUGCUUUUAUGAGUUUGAGAAGAGAAUUCCGGAAACGGAGCUCAGGCUCAUGCUGCAGAAUUAUCCUGAGGCUAAAUGA
This is a messenger RNA of Suillus clintonianus, 1972 nucleotides long. Its product is annotated as cytochrome P450. Bases 413 to 1972 code for a protein of 519 amino acids. The record is from RefSeq and is a predicted model, not a curated record. NCBI's taxonomy places the organism in Eukaryota, Fungi, Basidiomycota, Agaricomycetes, Boletales, Suillaceae. The transcript has 13 exons. Gene Ontology annotation, molecular function: heme binding; monooxygenase activity; iron ion binding.